Messenger RNA from Ipomoea triloba (trilobed morning glory), 1509 nucleotides. RefSeq lists its product as uncharacterized. Gene Ontology annotation, biological process: DNA repair; mitotic sister chromatid cohesion. Bases 1 to 1509 code for a protein of 502 amino acids. The transcript is spliced from 12 exons. The record is from RefSeq and is a predicted model, not a curated record. Lineage: Eukaryota; Viridiplantae; Streptophyta; Magnoliopsida; Solanales; Convolvulaceae. Gene Ontology annotation, cellular component: nucleus; chromatin.
AUGGCUGAGCAACAGUUGAUGAAGCAUGCUGGGAAUGAGCUUCUCCACAACCUCCGGGCUUCAAAUGAGGAGCUUUUGGAAAAACUUCAAAGAUUAGGGGUUGUUCUAUCUAAUCAAGGGCAAUCGGAAUCAUUUCAUGAAGCACUUCAACCAUCAAUCAAGGCACUAUUUGCUGAUGAACUUGUACAACAUGCUGAUUUGGAAGUGAAAAUCUCAACAGCAUACUGCAUGAGUGAGAUUUUGAGAAUAACAGCUCCAGAUGAACCCUGUGAUGAUAAAUCAAUGGAGGAAUUUUUUCGGCUUGCAAUAAUGGCCUUCGGGAAGUUGGCAAACAGUGAGGAUUGCUGUUACUCAAUGGCUGCAUCAAUUCUUCGGACUUUUGCUGAAUACAAGCUGUGUGUGAUAAUGUUGGAUCUUGAGUUGGACACAUUGAUUGUAGAGAUGUUUCAGCUAUUUCUGGAUUCCAUUUGCCCCAACAAUGCACCAUACAUGGAGGAAAUCAUGACAAUGAUAAUUGAGGAAAGUGAAGAAAUCUCUGUGGAUCUUCUAAAUAUCCUCCUAACUACUGCAAAGAAGAAUCCUCUGAAUCUUUCUUACAUUUUGGGAGAGAGAAUUUUUAAUAAUUGCAAUGCUAAACUGCAAUUAACAUGGCAGGAGGCAAUUGAAAGAGAAAAUUUGGAAAACAAGGAGCUUGCACCUAGAGAUGAUGUUGGCUCAUCUCAGAAUGCACUACCAAGGUUGCCUUACCCGAAAGAGCUUUUGCCCAGCAGGGGUUGUCUUCCAUCAUCAGAUUCGCCCAACAUGUCUGCCCACGAUGCAUCUUUUAAUACUCAAACUAGGAGAAGAGUGCGGAAGCCAAAUUCGUUGAUGAAGCCAGAGGAAGGGUAUGAUCUCACUUGGAUCAAUGCUGAACGAAGAUCUGAUAAAACUCCCUGCCAAGUCAAACCAAGCAAGAAAAGAACUGCUCGUCCUCCAAAACAUUCGGUUUCUAUGGGAGAUUUCUCAUCAGUGUCUCAAAGUCUCAACUCUAUUCAAGACUUGAGCACUAGAGAAAGCUGUGCAGGAGAAGAAAACAAACUGAGUGGUGAAACCUCCAAAAAGAGUAAGAGGAAGUGUUCUCCUUCAGAAAAGGCAGCGAGACCGCUAGCUGAAGACCUGGUUGGUUGCAGAAUAAAAGCUUGGGAGCCGAAAGACAAGAUGUUCUAUGAAGGUAGUAUCACUUCUUAUAACAAAUCUGAAAAUAAGCACAGGAUCAAUUGUGAUGAUGGAAGUGUAAAAGACAUGAAUCUUUCAGUAGAACGCUGGGAACCCAUCAGAGAUGAUGCUGAUGAACAAAAGACUUUGGCAGCUGUUGAUGAAAAGUUAUAUCCCUUAAUAAAUAGGUAUCAAUAUCCAAGAAGAAAGACCGGUUUUAGAGUGUACAGAUCUGCACUUACUGAAGAGAGUAAGUAUUUAGUGAGCAAAGCAGGGGGAGAAGUUGCAGCUAGCAGAGACAAGCCAGGAAGAUGA